Messenger RNA from Phanerochaete carnosa HHB-10118-sp, 1266 nucleotides. RefSeq lists its product as uncharacterized. Gene Ontology annotation, cellular component: cytosol. The transcript is spliced from 7 exons. Gene Ontology annotation, biological process: mitotic cell cycle; peptidyl-serine dephosphorylation. The record is from RefSeq and is a predicted model, not a curated record. Gene Ontology annotation, molecular function: protein serine/threonine phosphatase activity. The coding region runs from base 76 to 990 and encodes 304 amino acids. NCBI's taxonomy places the organism in Eukaryota, Fungi, Basidiomycota, Agaricomycetes, Polyporales, Phanerochaetaceae.
CUAAGCCAACCACGCGCAUCAUUCGACGUUACUCUACAAAUUACCAAAGCUUUCCCUCUUGACUAGCAAAACAAUAUGGAACACGAAAUAGACGGCUGGAUCGCACAGCUAAGUCAGUGCAAACAGCUCUCCGAGGCUGACGUCAAGAAACUCUGCGACAAGACGCGGGAAAUCUUGAUGGAGGAGUCGAAUGUGCAGCCUGUGAGGUGUCCUGUGACUGUUUGUGGGGAUAUACAUGGUCAAUUUCAUGAUCUUUCCGAACUUUUUCGCAUUGGAGGCAACUCACCCGACACAAACUACCUCUUCAUGGGUGAUUAUGUCGAUAGAGGAUAUUUCUCCGUAGAGACGGUCACCCUGCUUGUCGCUCUCAAGCUUCGCUACCGGGACCGUGUCACCAUCCUGCGAGGCAACCAUGAAUCGCGCCAAAUCACGCAAGUGUACGGUUUUUACGACGAGUGCUUGCGGAAAUACGGCAAUGCGAACGUGUGGAGAUACUUUACUGAUCUGUUCGACUACCUUCCUCUUACAGCCCUAAUCGAGAAUCAAAUCUUCUGUCUCCACGGAGGACUCUCACCAUCCAUUGAUACCCUAGACCACGUACGAUCCAUUGACCGUGUACAGGAGGUCCCCCACGAAGGCCCGAUGUGUGAUCUGCUAUGGUCAGAUCCCGAUGACCGCUGCGGCUGGGGUAUAUCACCGCGAGGUGCUGGUUACACUUUCGGGCAAGACAUUAGCGAGGCGUUCAAUCACAACAACGGGCUGACACUCGUUGCACGUGCGCAUCAACUUGUCAUGGAGGGGUACAACUGGGGCCAAGACCGAAAUGUUGUUACUAUUUUCUCCGCACCAAACUACUGCUACCGCUGCGGCAACCAGGCAGCAAUCAUGGAAAUUGAUGAAAAAUUAUCUUACAGCUUCCUUCAAUUCGACCCUGCGCCGCGAGCCGGCGAGCCUCUUGUUUCUCGACGUGUACCGGAUUAUUUCCUUUGAUCGCCAUUCUCUUACACCUCUCGGACUCUUGUUGCGGCGUCGGUGUCAUAUAGUAUCGUACAUACAACUUACGCAUACGCGCACUAUGUAUCAUGCAGAAGAUGAAGUCAAAGAAGAGGAAGAUACCUCCCAUCCUCCGCUUGAUGCACUCCGACCGCGAGGGUCCUAGCCUCACAGAGGAUUUGUACAAUGCCACCGGCGGCGACUGUGAGACAGUACUCUGUAGACAACGUUUCUUUACGCAUACGUAUAAUUCUAAAUUAUUGUUUGUUGGUC